Molecule: messenger RNA, 1541 nt
Organism: Cornus florida
Lineage: Eukaryota; Viridiplantae; Streptophyta; Magnoliopsida; Cornales; Cornaceae
Product: UDP-glucosyltransferase 29-like
Exons: 2
Coding region: 1-1407 (468 amino acids)
Molecular function (GO): UDP-glycosyltransferase activity
Source: RefSeq, a predicted model, not a curated record
AUGGAGGGUAGACAAAGCAAUACCAUUAGUGUUCUAAUGCUUCCAUGGCUUGCGUAUGGUCACAUAUCCCCAUUUCUAGAGUUAGCAAAGGCACUAUCAAAGAGAAACUUCAACAUAUACCUAUGUUCAACACCAGUCAAUCUCAGUUCCAUCAAAGCAAAGCUCACUCAAAAGCAUUCCAUUUCAAUCAAACUAGUAGAGCUUCAUCUCCCAACUUUGCCAGAACUUCCCUCUCACUACCACACCACCAAUGGCCUCCCACCCCACCUUAUGCCCACCCUCAAGAAGGCUUUUGACAUGGCCAAACCCUCCUUCUCCACCAUCCUAAAAACCCUAAACCCUGACUUGCUCAUCUAUGACUUCCUCCAACACUGGGCGCCAGAGGUGGCCUUGUCGCAUAACAUUCCGGCAACUCUCUUCCUCAGCCCCAGUGCAGCAGCAGGUUCCUUCCUUCUCCAUUUCUUCAAGGACCCUAACAGUGAAUUCCUAUACCCAGCGAUGUAUAUUCGAGAUCAUGAGAGAAUUGGCAUGCAGGGUAUGCUUGGAGCAUCUUCAAAUGGCGUAAAAGAUGUUUUAAGGUUCGAAGAAUGCGCGAAACUAUCGUCUGAAAUUAUAUUGAUCAAGAGUUUUAGAGAGAUAGAAGGUAAGUACAUUGAUUAUCUCUCAGUGGCAUAUGAGAAGAAGAUGGUACCUGUUGGUCUACUUGUCCAGGAAAGCAUUGUUGAGGAGGAGAAAACGGAGAUCUUUGAAUGGCUUAACAAGAAGGAUAAGGGUUCCACUGUGUUUGUGUCCUUUGGGAGUGAGUACUUCUUGUGCAAGGAGGAUAUGGAGGAAAUAGCAAAUGGGUUGGCGCUUAGUGAUGUUAAUUUCAUAUGGGUUGUUAGGUUUCCAAUGGAUGAGAAAAUUCCGGUUGAAGCAGCACUGCCUGAGGGGUUUCUUGAAAGGGUAGGGGAGAGAGGGAUGGUUGUGGAGGGUUGGGCCCCACAGGCUAGGAUUCUAGGGCACUCAAAUAUUGGUGGGUUUGUGAGUCACUGUGGUUGGAGUUCAGUGAUGGAGGGUAUGAAAUUUGGUGUUCCAAUCAUAGCCAUUCCUAUGCAACUUGAUCAGCCGAUGAAUGCUAGGUUGGUGGAGGAGGUCGGUGUCGGUAUGGAGGUCAAGAGAGAUGAGAGUGGGAGGCUUGAGAGAGAAGAGGUUGCAAGAGUGAUAAAAGGGGUGGUAGUGGAGAGAAAUGGUGAAGCUGUGAGGAGGAAAGCAAAAGAAUUGAGUGAAAGCAUAAGAGAGAAGGGAGAGGAGGAGAUUGAAGGAGUGGUGGAAGAACUGGUGAAACUUUGUAAGAACAAGAAGGAUGAGCUAGUUACUAGUAAUUUGAGGAGUGAUUCAACAAUGAAAAGAUUGGUUUGGCCCUAAAUCCAUCACCUGAAGGGUGUGGUGAUGAAGGAAAAGGAGAAUAAUGAAAUGGGUCUGAGGUUUAGAGAGACGAAGAGGAGAGAGAGUAAAGAGAGAGAAUAAAACAAUAAAAUUGAUACUAAUAUAAAAGUUAA